Lactuca sativa (garden lettuce) is the source of this 1995-nucleotide messenger RNA. RefSeq names its product pentatricopeptide repeat-containing protein At4g22760. Gene Ontology annotation, biological process: RNA modification. NCBI's taxonomy places the organism in Eukaryota, Viridiplantae, Streptophyta, Magnoliopsida, Asterales, Asteraceae. The record is from RefSeq and is a predicted model, not a curated record. Gene Ontology annotation, molecular function: RNA binding; protein binding.
AGGUUUUUAUUUGAUGAAGAAAGAUAGAUACUAUGUUUUUGUUUUUGUUUUUUUUCGAUUUUGAAGUUUGAAUUUUGGACUGCAAACACUUUUUUGGGCUACUUUCUUUUGAACUUUGAAGUGGCCGGCCGUCCUCCGCUUGACGCCGUCGCCACCUCUUUCCCUCUGUAGCGCGAAGGUUUCAACCUUCAAGAUAGCUUGGUAUACAACGUAUCAAGAGCUUCCCAAAUGAUUUGACAUUUGCGUUUCAAAUUUAAUCUAUUCGAAUUGCUAACAACUAUUUGAAUACAUUACUUGCACUGAAGCUGGGCAAUUGGAGUUUUGAGCAUGAAUACUUUUGGGAACUGGUUCUAAAAACUGCCUUUUGCUGCAUCAGUAAUACCUGGUUUCUUUUACGCUUAAUCGAAGAACAAGAUGACACCCCGUUUACGGAGUCCUUUCAAAUCUUCAAAACUCAAAAUACUAUCAAUGCUGAUUACGAAAGUGACAGCCUUGUUAAAUCACCCUUUAAGUAUCAAUCAAGUGAAGCAACUCCAUGCUCUUGUACUCAUCAAUGGUCUCAACCAUCUUGAGCCUCUGGUGAUCACCCAAAUAAUCUGCACACCAUCCGAUCACUCUGAAGCUACUAUCCAUUAUCUUCGGUCUCUUCUUCACCAGUCAAAGCACGAAAAUGUGAUCGCGAGAACAUCUGCAAUUCAGUUUUUCUACCAACGUGGUGAGUUUCAAGAAGCGUUGACCCAGUAUGUGCAUAUACAAAGAUCAGGUAUCUUCCCUACGACCUUCGCUGUAGCAUCUGCGCUAAAGGCAUGUACGAGGAUCGGGAAUUGGAUAGCUGGGAUCAGGAUACAUGCUCAAGUCUAUGGAUAUGGGUUCUGCGGGGAUGUCCAUGUGGGAACUGCUCUUGUGGGGCUCUAUUCGAAGCUUGAUGAUAUGGAGACUGCAAAUAAGGUAUUCGAUGAAAUGUCUCAAAGAAAUUCAGUAUCUGGUUUGAUAAACGGGUACUUAGAAUCAGGGAAUCUCUCCAUGGCUGAACAGUUGUUUUCCAAGAUGGGACGUAAAGAUAUUGCAUCUUGGGAUUCCAUGGUUUCAUGGUAUACGAGAACAGGGGAUAUGGAGAAGGCGAUAUCUGUAUUUGCACCAAUGCCAGUUAAAACGUCAUCUUCAUGGAUUUCAAUGAUCAAUGGUUAUAUAGAUUCCAAACAGGUGGAAUUUGCCCGCAACUUUUACGAUGUGAUGCCUGAACAAAGUACAAUUUCUUGCAUCAAAAUGAUCGAAGCAUACUCUAAAAACAGAGACGUUGAAUCUGCACGCGAAGUAUUCAAUGAAAUUGAUGAAAAGAAUCAGCUGCUGUACAACGCUAUGAUCACUUGUUACUCUCAAAACAACCAGCCAAAACACGCACUCCAACUGUUCGAUGAAAUGCUUCAACCAAAUGUAAACAUCCAACCAGACAAUACAACAUUGGGUAUUGUUAUUUCCAUUUGUUCUCAGUUGGGGGAGUUCAGAUUCGGAUCUUGGAUUGAUGAGACACUAAUGAAGCAAAUGAACAUCAAGAUGGAUGAUCAUUUGGGUAAUGCAUUAAUCGAAUUUUAUGCAAAAUUUGGGAGAGUUGAUAAAGCUUACAAUUUGUUUCGUGGGUUGAAAAAGAAAGAUGUGGGUGUGUAUACAACUAUGAUAUUGGCUUGUGGUAGGUAUGGAUGGAAGUAUGAUGCUAUUAAAUUGUUUGAGGAGAUGUUGGAGAAUAAUAUUUGCCCUAAUUUGGUAACUUUUUCGGGGCUUUUAACUGCAUUGAAUCAUUACAGUGGACUUGGACCUAAUGGACCUAGUCAAACCAAAUAGUUGAAAAAAAAAAACAAGAUUAUAUGGAACACCUAAGAGACCUAACUUAAUAUUAGCUAUUUCAAUUCCAAUGUUUUUUCAAUAGAAUGGAAUGUGUGUAACAUCUAAAUUUUAUGGUUUGGAAAUUACGUAUUUGGGAAUUUCUAGUUGAUAUAA